Daphnia carinata is the source of this 959-nucleotide messenger RNA. RefSeq names its product collagen alpha-1(X) chain-like. The record is from RefSeq and is a predicted model, not a curated record. The coding region runs from base 9 to 782 and encodes 257 amino acids. The transcript is spliced from 4 exons. Lineage: Eukaryota; Metazoa; Arthropoda; Branchiopoda; Diplostraca; Daphniidae.
ACGAAAGAAUGUGGUCAAUCAUAUUCAGUGUCUGCGUGAUCGCCUUCACGCCGACCAGCUCGAUGGAAGUUAGCGAACCUUUCCCGAUUAACUUCUACGGAAAUCAAAUAGGUCAUUUACAUCCGUUGGUUUUCCCGCAUUACAUGUCGACCUAUAGGCGAUCGGGAGACACCAACCAGUACAACUAUCGCCAACAAGUUGGAAGACGUCACGAAUACCAGCCUACGUAUUAUCCAAUGUAUCCACCUGUUGGUACGUUACGCCAAAACGACCUGCAACCGGUAGACCGGAGGCUGUUUGGGUAUCAAGAGAACGAAGAUCUCUACAGGGAAACACCAAGCACCAUCAGGUUCUUUAAUGGCAUAGCAAGAGGACCUGAAGGCCCAACUGGUCUACCGGGACCAGCAGGUCCUGCCGGCCCUCCUGGAGCUCCCGGUCCUCAAGGACCUGCCGGGGCACCUGGACCUGCAGGUCCUGCCGGAAAGGACGGGGCUGACGGUCUGCCCGGAACGAACGGACUGCCCGGAAAUGAUGGAGCUCCUGGAGCUGAUGGAACUCCCGGAGAUCCUGGACCCGAAGGCCCACCAGGAGUUGAUGGGACUCCAGGUGACCCCGGAGCAGAUGGCACCCCCGGUAAUCCAGGAGUAGAUGGUACCCCAGGUAAUCCAGGAGUAGAUGGCACUCCCGGCACUAAUGGAGAUCCUGGAACUCCCGGUGAACAAGGACCACCUGGUGAGCAAGGUCUACAGGGGUUACCUGGUGAGCCAGGAACACCAGCUUGAAAUGUUCCGUGUCUUGCAAAAAAAAAAAUUUACGAUACAAAAUCAUCAUAACGAUGACACAUUAAAGCGUAGUUUCUUUGGGGUUCUGUUGGAUGGCGGUUUCAAUGCAUUUCUUUUAAUUGGAUUGGUUUUUAUAUGGAAAUACUAAUUAUUGCCCACUGCUUACUUUUGGGUAUA